AUGAGUUCAGCUACUACUCAGACCACAGUAGCACACCCUGCACCUUAUUAUGUACAGGCCCCAGCACCACCAGCUGGGUAUCCCACAAGAAAUGACCAAAAUCUUCCUCCAGCUGCUCAUGGACCUAAAUAUUAUUCAAAGAUGAGUUCAUCAACUAACUCUGGAGCAGCAUACCCUCCCCCACCUUGUUCUACAACGCCGGGUCAGGCUCCACCACCUGCUGGUUAUCCAACAAGAGAUGCCCCAAAUCCCCAUGGACAUGGAGCUGUAGAAACUAAGUCAAAAGGUGAUGGCUUCUGGAAGGGAUGCUGUGCGGCCUUGUGCUGCUGUUGCGCUUUGGAUGCAUGUUUUUGAACAUCAUCCAGGAGAUUCUUGAAUUGAGAGCCCAAUAAUCCACAUAUAUCUUUCGUUUGUGAAUUUUAUUUUAGACACAUUUAUUUCAGUUUUUCCGUUGUUAUACUUCUAUGAGGAAGGGACCAUGUCGAUUUCCUAUUUAGCGAUCCUACGUACCGGUUGUCCAAUUCUUUUUAUUGUAUAAUGAUUUUUAUAAUAAAAUUUCUUCAUUUGCAGCUAAUAUAAGGAAAUCAUCCAUGAAUU
This is a messenger RNA of Prunus dulcis (almond), 597 nucleotides long. Its product is annotated as cysteine-rich and transmembrane domain-containing protein WIH1-like. The coding region runs from base 1 to 354 and encodes 117 amino acids. Lineage: Eukaryota; Viridiplantae; Streptophyta; Magnoliopsida; Rosales; Rosaceae. The transcript is spliced from 2 exons. The record is from RefSeq and is a predicted model, not a curated record. Gene Ontology annotation, cellular component: plasma membrane.